Sodiomyces alkalinus F11 is the source of this 1768-nucleotide messenger RNA. RefSeq names its product Zinc/iron permease. The coding region runs from base 121 to 1470 and encodes 449 amino acids. The transcript has 4 exons. The record is from RefSeq and is a predicted model, not a curated record. Lineage: Eukaryota; Fungi; Ascomycota; Sordariomycetes; Glomerellales; Plectosphaerellaceae. Gene Ontology annotation, cellular component: membrane. Gene Ontology annotation, molecular function: metal ion transmembrane transporter activity. Gene Ontology annotation, biological process: transmembrane transport; zinc ion transport.
GUCCAGCCACCUCCCUAAACAUGAAGUUCUUGUGAACCCCCAGAGCCAGCAUGCACGGGUGACUCGAGCAUUUCCCCUAAGUCAAUCACUCCGUUGCAGUACUGAUAGGUGAUUGCCAACAUGGGCGGGCUAAUUCUGCUGCUCGUGCUGAGCGCGGUGAUGGCCAUUGCCUCGUUUCUGGCGGGAUCACUUCCGCUCGCCAUCACGCUCUCCUCGUCCCAACUCCGUUUAAUAUCUGCGUUGGGCGUGGGAAUCCUAGUGGGGACGUCAAUGAUUGUCAUUAUCCCCGAGGGUAUUGAGGCCGUGGUAUCGUCUGGUCUCGGUGGACAUUCGCAUGCUCGUGCGACGAGGAGUCUCAGCGUGCUCCAAAAUGCCGGCCUGGAACGGGGCGGAAAGAACCACGUGCGAGCUGAAAUGGAUGCUGGGGGCAAGAGCACUGUGUUACGCCGCGCUGAAGGACCCGACCUGACUGCCUAUCUCCGAUCCCUGGGCUUGUCGGUGGGGAGUGGUGUCCGAUCAGUAGAACGGAAAGCGUUGGAUAGUCGCGACCCCGGCGACCAUGACCAUGACCAUGACCAUGACCACGAUCACGACCACGACCACGACCAUGACCACGAUCACGACCACGACCACGACCACGACCACGACCACGACCACGACCACGACCACGACCACGACCACGAUCAUGGAAUGGCAGCCGUAGGUCAGAAGCAUGGCGAGGAGGAUACGCAUAUGGAGCUACCCACAUUUUACAUUGGCCUGUCAAUGGUUCUUGGAUUCAUCCUCAUGUUCCUCAUCGACAGAAUACCCCAGCAUGCGACGGAUCGGCUGAGGACAGGGCCGCAUAUGCGACAUGUUAGCCUUGACAACCUGCGACCCGGUUCUGCGCUGGAAGGCGAAGACGAGCACUUCCUCGGGUCUCCGGUAUCCUCUCCAAAGCAAUCACGGGGCUUCGGGACAACGGUGGGAUUGGUGAUCCAUGCGGCGGCAGAUGGGAUUGCGAUGGGCGCGGGCGCGACUUCGUCCGACACGCAGCUCGGUCUGAUCAUUUUCGUUGCCAUCAUGCUUCACAAGGCUCCUGCUGCUUUCGGCUUAUCCGCCCUUCUUCUCAAGCAAGGUUUGUCCAAACGGGCGGCACGGGCUCACUUGUUGGUGUUUAGCCUGGCGGCUCCUUUCGGCGCCCUGUCUACGUGGGUCAUCAUCGCCUUCCUCGGCGGGGGCCAGUUUGAGGGAGCAUCUGGCAAGUGGUGGACCGGCAUGCUUCUACUCUUUUCCGCGGGAACUUUUCUGUAUGUCGCCAUGCACGCCAUGCAAGAGGAAGGAGGGCCCAAACAUGACCACAAUGGGUUCUCCCACGGGCAUUCCGACUCGAGCGCCAACGUCAUGCACCGGCCUCAAGUACGCGACACGUUGGUUACCGUCGCCGGGAUGCUUUUGCCUCUGCUGACUCAAUUUGGCCAUCAUCACUGAAGACGCUCCAGUUCGGGGGUGCAUGGGAGGGCCAGCGGGUGAGCCCAGCGGAGAUGAGAUACCACGGCGCAAUGACACCGAGAUGUAGUUUCAAAAAAUCAAAGAAAAUCUGCCUCUGAAACCACAGCCCGAAAUAUCUGGCCCCUUCGGGGUAUGACAGAUCCUCAUGAACGAAAGGGCGAAACAAGGUUAUCUGCCUCUUUUCUUUGGCCGGUGACCAUCGUUGUCAUCUCGGCCUUGCCGAUGCAGGCCAGCGAAGGAGACCUCCAAGAAAUGGAUUGUGACACCCACUCGGGCC